This is a messenger RNA of Schistosoma curassoni, 513 nucleotides long. Lineage: Eukaryota; Metazoa; Platyhelminthes; Trematoda; Strigeidida; Schistosomatidae. The record is from the annotation of a GenBank genome assembly.
AUGAUUUUCUUGUCGUCUUCAAUCAUAAAACAAAUAAAUCAUAUGAUUAUAUUACAAUCUAAUCGAUUUAUUUCAAUUGGUGAUCGAAUUUCUCUUAUUAGAAAAAUUACAGCUCAAGAUGUGAAUGAUUUUGCAAAACUUACUGGUGAUAUUAAUCCAAUUCAUUUAGAUUCGAAUUAUGCUAAACAAACACGUUAUGGUAAAUGUAUUGUACAUGGAACAUUUAUUCAAGGUCUACUUUCUUGUUUGCUUGGUGUACAUUUCCCUGGGACCGGAUGUGUUUUACAUGCAAUAAAUUGUAAAUUCCCAGAACCAUUAUUUGUUGAUGAAACAUGUCGAAUUGAAGCUCUAGUAUCUAAAUUACGUGGAAGACUAGCUACUUUCGAUGUAAAUGCUUAUGCCUACGACAGAAAUGCGAAUGUUCUCACUGGUUAUUUCGAUGUAUUUCUAACACGUGAACAACUUUCUUUAAAGCCACCAGUUGAUAAUCAAAUUGUCUAUCAUAUAGAUUAA